Durio zibethinus is the source of this 1139-nucleotide messenger RNA. RefSeq lists its product as uncharacterized. The record is from RefSeq and is a predicted model, not a curated record. NCBI's taxonomy places the organism in Eukaryota, Viridiplantae, Streptophyta, Magnoliopsida, Malvales, Malvaceae.
CAAGACUUCUGUUGGAGAUAGAGAGAGAGAGAGAGAGAGAGAUGGGGAGGGCUCCUUGCUGUGACAAGGCAAAUGUGAAGAAAGGGCCAUGGUCUCCUGAAGAAGACUCCAAGCUUAAGGAGUACAUAGAGAAAUACGGAACUGGUGGGAAUUGGAUAGCUUUCCCACAGAAAGCUGGUCUGAAAAGAUGUGGGAAGAGCUGCAGAUUGAGAUGGCUAAACUAUCUCAGGCCCAACAUUAAACAUGGUGAAUUCACUGAUGAGGAAGAUAGGAUUAUCUGCACCCUGUUUGCUAGCAUUGGAAGCAGAUGGUCAGUAAUAGCUGCUCAGUUACCAGGCAGGACAGACAAUGAUAUCAAGAACUACUGGAACACCAAGCUUAGGAAGAAGCUCAUGGCCAUGACUUCUCAAUCCCAGAGAAAACCACCACCAUUCCCAUCUUCUCAUCACACCCCACCUGUUUCUUCUCAAUCUUUUUCAUCACUGUAUAAGGGCUGCACUUCUUUUUACACUCCAACCAGAUCUUUCACAGCCUUUGAACCCAUCUCAUCUGUUCAAUCUGAUCUUUUGAACAAUAACAACACUAAUUUGGCUGCCAAUUCUUCUCUUAUUCACACCCCAGAGAGUUUGGUGAGUCACACGCAGUAUUAUCCAGUGAAAGAAAAUUUUCUCAUCUUUGGGAGUGAACCAAGCUGCAGCUCGUCUGAUGGUAGCUGUAGCCAGAUCAGCUAUGGCAGAGAGAUCAAGCAAGAAGACAUGGGGUUUCAAGGUUUUGGUGUCUCUAAUGGGUAUGAAGAAAAUCACAAGUUCAUGUUAAGUUAUGGCACCAAUAAUGGAGGUGAAAAUGUUAACCAAUGGACUGAGAAGCUAAGUGGGUCCUAUGGAGAAUGCCCAUUAGACUAUGAUCUUGAAGAUGUUAGGCGACUGAUUAGCUCUAGCAGUAAUAGUUGCUUCAUUGAUGAAAACAAGACACAAGAGAAAGUCAUGCACUACUACUACUACUGAUGGACUAACUGCACCUAAAAUCAGAAAGAUUUGAUGGGGUAAGGGGCAAAGGUAAGGGGAGUGGGGGUUUUGGAUGGAUAGAUAAAGACUCAGUUUUUGGUGUCUUGUGUUCUGAUGAAAUGAAACAUUUCUUCU